Messenger RNA from Miscanthus lutarioriparius, 516 nucleotides. The record is from the annotation of a GenBank genome assembly. NCBI's taxonomy places the organism in Eukaryota, Viridiplantae, Streptophyta, Magnoliopsida, Poales, Poaceae.
AUGGAGGGCCUGUUUGCUUGUCUCCCAGGCAAGCUUGCCUGGCGCCGGCGUUUCUCCCAGGCGUCGGAUUUCCGGCGGCACCUGGGGCCACGAUCGUCGCUGCCUGGCGGGCAGCUUGCUUGGGAGACCGUGAAGCAAACUCCGCCAGGCAAGUCCGUCGGUGACGAGGGCCGGGGGCAUGGAGGGGCUGAAGGAGAUGAUGGAUCACCACCACCGAUCGGGACUCCGACGCCGAGCAGCGUCGUCACCGACGACUGCUGCGACAAGGGGCCGGGACAGAAGCAGAUCCCUCCAAAGGCACCCAUGCCGCCACCAUCCAUGGAAGUGGCACUAGGGCAGGAGCCGCUUCUUCUGCCCAGCGAUGGCGCACCGCCUGGCUCGCACCAGGGGCCAGCGGUGGCGGCGCUGGAGGGAUUGGACAAGAAGGAGAAGAGUUUUACUUAUUUAAGGCAUGUGAGCUGCUCCACGACCAAGCAAGAUAUUGAGUAUAUGCCUAAGUUCCCCCUUUACUCUUAG